CUCCCAGCUCAAACAUGUGCGUCCAGGAGCUGCACGCAGAGGGGAGCUUUUAGUUGGGUUUAACUGGACAUUAGUGGAAGCAGUAGAAGGAAAACUUGACCCACCGAGAGAAAUGAGUGAACCUGAACGCUACCCUCCGCCGGACUUCAGCUUCAUGCAGCCCCAGCAGCAGCAGCAGCAGCCCCGCUCCAGCAGCUUCCAUCCCAGCAUGUGGACCUGGGGAGAGACGCCCUCUGAGCCCAGCUGGAGCUACAACCAAGGCGGCUAUCAUCAGCCUGCUCCAUAUGGACCUAAACCUACAUUCAAUCAACAUUAUGCUGGUGAGUGGUAUCAAGCUGGAUAUCAGAACCACAGACCUCCCUACCAGCACAACAAAAAGCAAAGGAACAGCAAAGAGCCGGAGUUUUCCCAUUACUGUGACACCUGUGACCGGGGCUUUAAGAACAAACCAAAGUACGAUGAGCAUGUUUCUCAACAUGUCAAGUGUUCUGUACCUGACUGCAGCUUCAUGGCUCAUGAAAAGCUGGUCGCUAUCCACUGGAAAAAUAACCAUGCUCCGGGGGCCAAAAGAAUCAAGCUGGACACACCAGAGGAGAUUGCUAAGUGGAGAGAGGAGAGGCGCAGAAACUAUCCCACGCUUCAAAACAUCGAGAAGAAGAAAAAGGUGAUGGAGGUGCGGGAGCAGACGGGAGGAGUCCUGGAAACGGCUCAGUUUGGGCGGAUGAGGGGCAGAGGGAGAGGCAGAGGUAGAGGUAGAGGAUGGGGUAACAGAGGGUCCAGAGGGCAGCACCAUCAGGCGCCACCCCCAAUAAAUGGCACUGCUGCAGAGGCCCCUAAACCAGUCAACCAUCUCUCCAAUGGAGGAGAUCCACUAGGAGUUCUGGCCAGUACUGACCACAGUUCUGAUAAAGAGGAGCCGGAUCCAGAACGGAGCACAGGUGGUGUGGUUGUUCCCCCCAAACAUAUGAGCUCAGCCCUCGGGUCCUUAAUGGCUAACUAUGGUUCUUCCAGUGAUAGCGACGAGGAACCAGAUGCUGCUCCUAUUCUGAGAGCCAAGGAGGUGCUGCAAGAAAACCAGGCCAUCCUAAACGAGGAGAGACAACCUUCUGGGCAUGGUGGAGUCCCUGAACAUGCGGAAAAUUCCAGCGAGACUCAAACACUUCCUCAGCCGGUGUCUGGUCCUAACAUCUGGAACGAAAGAAGAAAAAGAGGAGGAGGGAGAGGAGGCAGGGGGCGAAGAGGUCCAGAUGUGCCUCAGCCUCGGCGUGCAACCUUACUAGAAAUGUUAUUGGCCCCAGAUAUCCGCCAUGAGAGGAACGUUCUCCUGCAGUGUGUACGAUACGUUGUCCGCAACAACUUCUUCGGGCUGGAAAACGGACAUCAGGACCCGGAGGAGAUGAAGCACAGAAACUUACCGGCUUCUUCAACCACUGAGAAAGAGCAGAGUGCAACAGAAGUACCUGCAUCUAAGUCGGACUCUCUGGUUUCUGACGAGAGGCCUGAAGAGAGUCUGCCUGUCAGGGAGGACGGAGGUGAUGGAGAUUUAAAGAGUGAAUCUGUUGAAGGAACCGAAGAAGGUUCUGCAGAUUCUGUCCAAAGCGUUGAGGAGACGGACGGCGCUCCCAGCACAGAUCUCAACGGCACAAUAACAGAGACAUCUAAAGCUAAUAUGUAUGAUGAUGAGAUAUGGGAAACAGACGAGGCUGUUGCCGGAAAUACUUAGUUUAUUUUUAUUUUUUAAUUUGAUUAAACUGUAUAAUUAUUUUCCUUGUAAAGUAAAUCAUUUAAUUUUGCUCCUUUUUUGCUGUAGGUUGAUAAUUUUGCUAUAAAAUAAAUGAUUAGUCUACAACA
This is a messenger RNA of Cyprinodon tularosa, 1851 nucleotides long. RefSeq names its product nuclear FMR1 interacting protein 1 (gene nufip1). Gene Ontology annotation, molecular function: RNA binding. Gene Ontology annotation, biological process: box C/D snoRNP assembly. The record is from RefSeq and is a predicted model, not a curated record. The transcript has 10 exons. Bases 113 to 1723 code for a protein of 536 amino acids. Gene Ontology annotation, cellular component: nucleus. NCBI's taxonomy places the organism in Eukaryota, Metazoa, Chordata, Actinopteri, Cyprinodontiformes, Cyprinodontidae.